Messenger RNA from Vitrella brassicaformis, 4906 nucleotides. The record is from the annotation of a GenBank genome assembly. NCBI's taxonomy places the organism in Eukaryota, Vitrellaceae.
UGCAAGAACCGAUCGUUCGAACUCACUGACUGGUGUCGAUUCAUUCAUCGUCUAUCCACAGGAGCAAUUUGUGCAUCCGCUUGUCUGGAUUGCCACCUGCAACAUCCCUCCUGCCCUGCUGCGCAUCCACCAUCAGGGUGCUGCGGUUGCUGGCCACCAUGCACUGACGCAGGCGGCCCGGCCCGCCCUCUCGCAUCAAGUCGAGCCACAUGAUGUGCAUCAGUGGCGGCAGCACCAGCGCAUCUGUGGCAGCGUAGGCAUACAUUGGGAGGGGCAGCGGACGCACACGCCAGUCGGAACACUGAUACGCUGUACCAUGGCAGCACACACACAGCAAACACGAAAUGACACAUAUCCAUGCGUGUCGCGAGCAUAGUGUGUUGUGCACGUCAUACACACCCUUUGACAGAUUGAGGCCGUAGUAAUGCUGGAUGAGGUCCUUCAGGCCCUCGAUGCCCUGCCGCGUGAGUUCCAGUGUGACAGCGGCUGCGUGUGUGUCGAAUAGGUUGACCAGCGACAGUUCAAAGUCGCAUUGCAGCCAACGAAGAUCGUUGUGGGAGCUGUGCAGCACCUUCACCACCUGACAACACACAAUUGUGCAUAUUCUCCGACAUACGCAUACACAUGCAUAGCUUCUCUUUCGGACGUACGUUUGGAUCGCUGAAUACGCCCUGCAGGGCGUCGUGUAUAUGCUCUCUCAGGGCGACGGCAUCGAUGACGAGUCCCCUGCCGUCAGCAGUGGCCAGCUGCACGAGGCACACGAACCCCACACCAGGCCGCACCUCAUGAUACUCCACAUCCACACCCAGCACACGGACUCCCGCCACCAGACGACCAACCUCCAGAAACAGCGAUUCUUCCUCAUCCACGAAGACCACCUGCCCCUCGGUGAAGCGGCCGGCGAUGCACGCCCGCACCAAGGGCAGCAUGGCAUCUCGCUGCUGAUACAUGAUGCGCCGAAUUGACGCAUCACAGUGGUCGGCGGGGAGGAUCGACAUGAGGGAAGGGACGGCGUACGCCGAUGGGACGUUGGAACGUCCGGCAAUAGCAGACGGCGCCGGCUCAUCAUCGAGCAGAGAAUGGACCACCGAUGAACAGGGAUUCGGCCGCGGACCUGAAACAACACGAACCGAUGAUACUGCACUGCAUGAAUGUCGGUGCCUGUGGGCUAGAUGCAGCGCCGACCUGCUGGUGCAGCCUGUAUCCUAAAUCGGAUGCGUGGGAUGCGGAAUGGACAGACAGAUGGGUCAUUACCAUGGGAGAGGGCGAGGAAGCAGUCAGAGUGGCCGUUGACAAGUGCCAUAUCCCGGGCGGAACACAUGACAGCCGCCGAGGGGGUGCCCUUGGCGAGGAUGGUGUGGAUGAUUUCCAUGCUGCCACUCAUGGCCGCGCCCUCCUGUUUAAACACUCAUUCACAAAAGACACACACACACACACAGACACAGUGACGGGCGUACACGGAUGAUAGAUUGCUCACCAGCGGCGAAAGGAAGCGCCAGCCCCUCUCCUGCGCCACGAUCAGAGGGUCCCCCCCUGCAUCCAAUAGCCGCUUGAACACAUCCACAGAGCCGCUGAGGGCCGCACACGUCAUCACACUCCACUGAAAGGGCCCAUCAGCGUCAACCAAAGACAAACCAGAGGUACCCCCAAAGCUGCUGUCGACAGCCCGAUUCAGCAACGACGAAACUGCAUGGAAGAGUCCAUAUGGGCCCCAUUCAUGCAUGCGCAAGUGACCCCCCCGCGUCGUCUCCUUCCCACCCACCAUGUUCUCGUGUGGAAGAGAAGCGCCUCUCCAAACAGUAAAGAAUAGCAUUCACGACCUCCCCCCAGCCAUGGACACAUGCUGCCGCCAGCCCGCCCCACAGACCGUCACAAUCUCCACCCGACAGUAUGGCUUCCGUCAGCCUGACGAGGUGGUCCUUCAGCCGUGUGGCCGGCACGAGAGCCUCUGCCAGCGUCUCUUGCCACUGUUUCGGUUUGCGGUUGUGUGGAUGGGGAUGCGGCCGCGGCGGGGCGAGGAGGGGACCGCACGACUCCACCAUCCACUGGAAGAGCCUACAGAUACAGCCAGAGGGAUGGCAGCGACUGAUAGUGAAGAUGGUUGUCGUGUGACUCUUGCGCAGGCAUCUGACCCGGACUUACUUACCGCGGAGUGACGGUUGCGCCGGCCUCGAUGAGCAGCUCCUGGCAGUUGAGCAUUGCAGUGCAGACACGGCCGGGCGCAGGGGCGGGCAGAUGGAUAAGAGACCCAUCGGGUUGCUCAUUAGAUCGCUGCUCGCCAUCUGACGCAAAGGGCGGCCACGAAAGAUGCACCGACCGAUCACCACACAGCUGAGCCACACAAUCGACAGAGAGUAAGGCACGUCACGUCCAUCAGAGAGACGAAAAGAUGCACGUAUCCCCUACCCCGUUGGUGCAGAGAGCAGUAUGUUCCAUUGCUGACGCGUCAGCCGCCACCCCACGCUGCAUCAGGCACCUCAGACACUCCACUUGGCCUUCACGACACGCAAGCGACACCAGCGAACGCCACGGAACCGACACGUGUGGUUCCUUAUCCGCACGGGCAAGUAGGGCGUCCAGUGUGUCUCGGCUGCCGCCCUUGACGGCGUAGUCGAAUGCCGUCCGAUUGAAGCCAUCGUGGCAUGCCAGGGACGCGCCUGAUGAGAGGAGAAUCUGAUCGAAAAGGACACACAGAAACAAACGGUGUCGCGUCAAAGUGGCGUCGUGACAUCCAUGUGUUUGUCUGACCUCCGUGCAUUGCGCAUAGCCCCGAAAGGCGGCGCACAUCAGCGGAGUGAAGUUGUUCCGCUGGCUGCGGGCCUCCAGAGAUGCACCUGCCACACCUCAGGCACGACACGACUGUCCAUUCACGGCACCCUCUCCAAUGGCUGUCUCACGCACCGUGUUUGAUAAGGAUCUCCAGGCACCUGACAGCGUUGGUCGAUGCUGCUACGUGCAUGGGGGUGGCGCCAUCAGUGUCGUGCACACUCAGACACGCGCGGCCCUUCUCUGUCUUGAGUAGGAUCUCAGUGCAGAGGGGACUGUCGGCCGCCGGCCUGCCGCCCACCACUUUGUGGCCUCUCCUGCCGCCCCUCUCGCCCCACACCGCCGUGUGCAGGGGCGUUCUCCCUUUGUGGUCGACACUCGUCACAUCUCCACCAUGAGCUAUCAACAAGCUGCAACAUAACAGCAAAUAGGCCGCCCCUUCCUCGCUUGAUCGUUCUGCGUGUGUGUGCCUACUCGAGAAUAUCCGGCAGGUCUGCCCAUCCUGCUUUGCUAAGGGGCGUGCGGCCAAGAGACGACCUCACAUUGACCUGCACACCAUGCUCAAGCAGCCAUCUGGAUGACCCAUACUGGCCCGCACACGACGCCCAGUAGAGCUGCAAGCCACACACAUGCAAACGUGCACAAACAAAAUGGUUGGGAGAAGGCGUGCAUGUAUGUCGCUCACCGGUGUGCGCCCCUGGUGGUCGGAUGCAUCCAGUGGGGCGCCCAGCCCAUGCAGAUACUCCAGGCACGACUUACAGCCAGCAAAAGCCGAAUAGAAGAGCGGUGUCAUCUUUUCAUCGUCCUCAAGGGCGACCAUUCCCUCUCCGCCCAGAUCCACCAGCACCUUCAUCAUCCUCACCCCACGACAGUCGCCACCGGCCGGUGGGAAUGCCUCAUUCUCUGGUUGGUCGCGCAGCGUGGACUGCAAAUGCUGCCCAGCCCUCCCCAUGUCGCCUAUGGAUGCUGAUGGAGGGCCGAGAUAGCCCUCCUUGUCGAUGCCCGCCAUGCUCUUCAUCCUGCACAGACAUGUAAAGAAUACAAUUGCCAGGUGUGUGCGUGGCUCGUCUGUUCUUGCCCGCUGCCCCGGCUGUUUUACCGUGUUUCCUUCGGUUCGCAUAGUGAUGCCGCCAGGUGCAUGAGUGACAGCCUGGUGGGCGUCUCCUCAUCGCGCACGGUCACCCACUCAUCACCUCCCCACCCACAUAUGAGCUCCCGCACCUUGUCACAGUCACCCCGCCGCACCGCCCUCAACACAUCGGCAUACUGGCCAUUCCUUCGCAUCUCCUGUGCCCGCAUCUGCCGCUGCAGCGACUUCGCGAGAGGUGGUGGGUUGGGAUUGACUAGACUGGGGCGUGGCAAGGGGACAGGGGUGCACUGGGCCAGGGGAGUGGGCGGCGAUGCCUCGGUCAGCCGAAGUGUGGCCGGUGGGAUGGCUUGGGUGUGCCACUGGUUGGCGAGGGUGAAGAAUGGCUGUCUGGUGAUGGUCUGAUACCAGUCGAGCAGCGGCCGGGGCGGCCGACGGGAGCGCUGCAGACAGGCGAUCGUGAAGCACUGUUUGAUUUGCCAUGCCGCCGUGUGUCGCCUGCUCCCUCACCGUGAGCCUGCACCAGUGAGCGCUGGUCAUCAAAGCACUGCAUCAUGGCACACACAGACAGACACACUGAUGGAACCAGCCCUCCAUGCCCCUCCAGCCCUUUUUGCGUACCCUGCCACGAAUAUAUCCCCCACCAAAGGAGGGCAACCGCUCUUUCCACCAAGUGCAGCAUACUCUCGGUCAGCAAGAUGCCUGUUUGCCUCGCGAAUGAAGCUCCCCUGCCCAUCUGAAUCAUCCUCCCGCUCCCUGGAAGCCACACUCAGCUGGACAAAUGCGUCUGAGAAGCCGUCUUGGCCACAUGAUUGAGGAGGAUGAAGACUCUCGAGCUGCGUCACAAUCUCCGUGACACCAACUUGUGGCGGUGACUUGUCAACGACAAGAACGGCCGUGUAGGGAUCCAAGGCUGCGUCGAUGCUCACGGGAAGCGAUAAUUGACCCGAGUCGGCGGCUCGUGAGCAGAUCCACAGCGCGACUUCGAAUGGCGGCGUGGGCGCCAGAUGCAAGAGAGAGGACGGCGACUCGGCAGGUCGGUGCGUCAUCUCC